This is a messenger RNA of Protomyces lactucae-debilis, 1060 nucleotides long. RefSeq lists its product as uncharacterized. The transcript has a single exon. The coding region runs from base 449 to 757 and encodes 102 amino acids. The record is from RefSeq and is a predicted model, not a curated record. NCBI's taxonomy places the organism in Eukaryota, Fungi, Ascomycota, Taphrinomycetes, Taphrinales, Protomycetaceae.
CUGGUGCACAUGUACUAGACUAUCUAGGGCUCUACCAUCUCUCUGCAGAGAACGACACAGACCUUACCUCAGACUAUGAUCUCGCCUUGCGCGACGGUAGCCGCUGUCUCUACCUCGGUAUAGACGCCAGCAAGCUUGGCAACGAAGCACGCAUGAUGAACGACUAUCGCGGUGUUGCCUCUGCACCAACUUGUGUCUUUCGGACGCAUACAUUGAAUACAGGUGAACUCAGAAUGGGUGUGUUUGUGGUGGAAGAUGGUAAGCGGAAGAAGGGACUGGCUAAGGGAGACGAGAUUUUAGUCAGCUAUGGCAAGGGCUUUUGGAAGGCUCGCCAGUCGGACUAGAUGCUUUUCAUGGACAGGAUAUGCACUAGCCAGCCGUUGACAAACAGAAGGUGAGUAGCAUGACAUGAGCGACAGUGCUCCCGGCUUACACGUGUAACAUCUGCAUGAAUGUCUGGAACGUAGUCUCAAAGGCUUUAGCCUUUAGUCUAAUGUCUACUUGGUGUCAAGUUGGUGAGCCCCUUUGGUUGAAAGAGUUGCAGUUGGGUGUUGUGGAUUUCGACGCUCCCAACCUCCCACACAAAGACACGAAACGACGCCAAGCGCUCACAUCACAGACGCUUCUUAAGACAAGCCCCUCGUCCAUCAUUGAUGCGCCGGGCAGGGCUCAAGCUCCUCUCUGCCUCCUCGUCACACCCAAAGUUCAAGAACUAUCCGCUGCCACUACCCUUUCAACACAUCAAAUUACGCGGUGAAGCGACAGGCGACGAUUGUUCCAUUGCAGCGAGCCAUUACCUCGGCGUCGCAGAUGGCGUUGGUCAAUGGAAUCGCAGAAAACACGGCUCAGCUGGACUUUGGUCGCGUCUCAUGAUUACCUUGUUUGCAGAGCGCGCAGAGAUGCUUGCGCAUGAGGCGACAUCUGGCGCGUCACAGGCGAUACCGGCAAAGACAGAUGCUAGUAGACAAAUGGAAGGCAAGCGGAUAGUGGACUUGCUGGAGUCAGCCUACCAUGAGAUCAUGGCACUAUGCAAAGAUCCGGCCGCCAUGCCGACGGCGCC